AUGGACUUCAUCAUCUGGGCCGUUUCUAGCCUCUUCCGCUGGAUGCGAUUGAAGGUCUACCAGUACGAGGUGACCUUCUCCCUCUACAUGCUUACUCCGAUCGAGAAGUUCAUAUUCAAUACCCUGCUCCUUGGUCUCGUCGGUAUGAUCGCCAUGGGAACUUAUAUCUAUCUCCCGGAUCACCUCCGCUCCAUCUACGGUCGUCUCUACUACUACUGGGCCGGCGAGCGUUUAUUCAGCUCCAGUCGGUUGUCAAUCAGCUCUGUCUUUGGCGAAAAUGGCGUGGCCACACAAAUCGGGGACAUGAUGUACGAGACGGCAAAGAAUGCCGCUGCCACUUCGACUGAGCGCAUGGCCGAACUGUGA
Penicillium coprophilum is the source of this 366-nucleotide messenger RNA. Its product is annotated as serine palmitoyltransferase small subunit family protein. The transcript has 2 exons. NCBI's taxonomy places the organism in Eukaryota, Fungi, Ascomycota, Eurotiomycetes, Eurotiales, Aspergillaceae. The record is from RefSeq and is a predicted model, not a curated record. The coding region runs from base 1 to 366 and encodes 121 amino acids.